Messenger RNA from Exophiala mesophila, 2922 nucleotides. RefSeq lists its product as uncharacterized. Gene Ontology annotation, cellular component: TORC2 complex; plasma membrane; cytoplasm. The transcript has 2 exons. Gene Ontology annotation, biological process: TORC2 signaling. The record is from RefSeq and is a predicted model, not a curated record. Bases 374 to 2770 code for a protein of 798 amino acids. Gene Ontology annotation, molecular function: phosphatidylinositol-4,5-bisphosphate binding. Lineage: Eukaryota; Fungi; Ascomycota; Eurotiomycetes; Chaetothyriales; Herpotrichiellaceae.
AUUGGGGCUCAUGGAAGAAAGAGGCGGAGGGUCUCGGCAAUUCCGCCUCCCGUUGCCUCCUUUGAUAUGAUUGGUCACUCAUCGAGUUCAACUUCAUCUUCAAAUGAACGUCUCCUCGACUCACUACUGUCCCGAUGGUUUGGUCUCAUAGUAUUAUGGCCAUUGACUCUGACCCCCUUUUCGAUUCUUCACGCGUUGUUCCCUCCAUGGGCUAAGUAACGCAGCCAACAUCCGCGCUGGACAGGCUUGGGCUGAACCUCUCCAUAGGGUGCGCAGACAGACACAAGCCUGGCAUAACCUGGCAUAAUCACUGCCCAACAGCUUGGAGUCUCCCAUAGACCCUCGAAAUACUUGUCCUUCGAUUUAAACAGAGAUGGCUCUACUGCAAAACGAAGAGUUUGCCAUCUGGUAUCUUCGGACGUCGUAUCUUGCAAGUGUUAAGGACGGCGUUGCAGAACGACUGAUCAACGUCAACUCAUCAAUAUUAAACACCCCAGGAUUUCGUGCUGCUGGAUGGUCUGCAGACCCAGUUCAGCGGACCUAUUCCCCACCAAUACCCACCGCAAUCAAUUCAGAAUACUUUCAGACCACCGCCGAGCUACAACUAACAACAUCUGCUCAAGACGAGGAUGAUGAAGGCGGACUCGUCACAGGUCGCACGAGCAAUGACACCAUCGGCCCCGGUUUCAACGCUCGUCGAAGGAGGAAGAGGGAGCAUGUUGAGGACGAUGAUUCCAGUGACUUGACGGAUGAAUCGGAGGAAGAAGCCGAGGGUGCUCAGAGAGCUGCUCAGCAAAUCCGAUUUGCCAAAAUGCCUUCUCGCAAUAGAGCUGACUCCUCGCCCAUCCGUACUUCAAAUGGACCAGAAGCACUCACCUCCUCGCCUUCUAAACGCUUCACCGAUAAUCGACGCCGCACUGGAUCUCUCGGGGCGGUUGAGGCGGUGAAAGCUCGGGCAAGGAGAGACACGACGACUAGUAGCGACAUGUCAUCCGAGAACGAGGUUGAUCCAGCCUACUUCCAACGGCGCCAGCUCUAUCAAAGCCAUAGUUCUCGAUCUGGCACGCUGCCAGUAACCGGAGUAGAUGAUUCAAUCCGCCAUUUGCCUUCACUCUCUGAGCGUGGGGACCUCCAUGACGACUCCGAUGCCGAUUCCGACGGCUCUGCUUUAUCAUCGGAUCUUGGAGGCACCGUCGACUCCGAAUCUAUCCUGAACCCAAUGACUCAGUCAACUCUCACAUCGUCACCACCAGGCUUGCAUAGCCUAGCGGGCGCGGAACUCCCAUUGCCUGUGCCUGAAUCUCCCCGGAGGCACCGCACGGUCUCUAUUCUCCAUGAGCUACCUCCACCACGCCCUAUCAGUAUGAUGCAACCUACCAGUCUUCUCUCUGCGGCGUUCAAUGCACAGAAAAAGACUCCAGAGAACCCCAUUCAAGCAUUCGCAACAAUGUCUGGCAAAGGGACGCCGAACCCUCUAUGGAUCAAAAUGUAUGCUCCCUUUUCAGACCGAGCCACUGAGCCACUCGAGAUGCCAUUGGCUCGAAAUUCUCAAGAUGGCAACGCCCCGAGUGUCGCUGAACUGAUUGGAUUCGGCCUCUGGACAUACGGGGAGGAGGAGCGACAACCCAACUUGGCGCCCGAGCAACUCAAUGUCAACAAAUGGACACUGCGCAUUGUGGAGGAUGGCGAAGUGGACGACGAUUUCCCUCCCCUAGGUCGAACGCGACCAGUGACAGAUUUCACGUACAACAACAAUCGUGGAGGUCGGGCUCGCUCCAGGGAGAAAUCUUUUGAUGAAUUUGCUCUUGUUGAAGCCUCUCCGACGCAAUUGGAGGCCAACAAUAAAGAAACUCCACAAUUCACGCCUCCUAUCCCAGAAGAGGUGACUGCUAACCCGGCCAUGUCCCUUGAUUCACCCCCGUCGCAUGGGCCGGUGCCAGCACGUGUCACCGGUUUGAAAACGAACAUUCUUCUGGCGGGGCAACCGUUCACCUCAGCCUUGUCCAACACAGCUCUCACCCCAGCGGAUCGACCUGCCCCUGCUGGACCGCAGGCGACUCCUCGAAUGGGACUCACCAAAACCAUCAAAGUACGAUACUUCGACCUUCAGAUGGCCACGCAGACCAUGACCAUGGAGCUUUCAGCGGACAGUUAUAUCGCAGAAAUCUUGGAUCACGUAUGCAAGCGAUGGAAUUUGGAAAAAGCUGGUUUCCUGCUCAAGGUUGCCGGGACCAAUACGGUCGCACCAUUGGAUCGGACCAUCGAAGCUCUCGGAAACCGAUCUGACCUUGAUCUUGUGAGGAAAAGGUUCGGCGCCGGGGUCAGCCUGACAGGGUCGCCGGGAAGUGCAUCGCCUAAUGCACCUCUACUGCUCGAUAUCCAGGGCGUCAAAAAGGGCAAGAAGGGACAAUCGCUACAUCCACUGGCGCAGAAGCAGGAUCUCAUGUCAAGCAGCAGCAAUUUCAAGAAAUACUAUGUCACUCGGAAGCAGCUAGCACCGUUCGCGCAAGGGAGUCAACGGGUGCUCGUCUUUGACGGAGACACAAUUCAUGUGAUGCCAGCGGACAGUACCUCCAGCGCCAAAUUCAGCUCGAUCGCCUUCAACGACAUCCUCCGAUGCAAGGUCAGCACGAAGCACUCCAAGCUUGUAAGGGUCCUUGUUCGAAGGGUCAAUGAAUCCAAGAGAUACGAUUUUGAAGCACGCACUGCGGGAGAGGCUCAGGAGAUUGUCGAUGAAGUAAUCCGGGAGAUGAGAUUAGCGAGAGCCUAGGUCGAAGCUUGGCCUGCGAAGAGCCGGUAGACCUCACAUGAGACACGUAGCGUAUUCAGAUAUGAAUGUUUUGAUGUCGGGGAGCAAGAAUUAAGAUGAACGAGUGUGGUCUUGUUGUUCUCAUUUUAUCGUCGAAUUUGGCGAACAGCGAC